AUGACGCCGCCAACUCCUCCAGUCCAGCUAACCGGGCAUGCCGCGCGAGCCGUUAUCUCGACGGAGCGAAGGGUCCAGAUAUGGGACCAGUUCUACAUCAGCUUCAAGGAGACCAUUCCGCCCAACCAGUGGUGCACGAGACAGGAGCUGGUCACGGCGGCGUGCAGCGGCACAACCGGGGUCAAGUUUACGGUCGACGAACUGACCGAGGUCAUCAGAGGGCGGAAACACAAGAGGGAAGCCGGCAUCGACAGCCAAAAGGUCGACGGGGAAUGGCUCUACAGCCCGGCGGCGAAGACCCCGCCGGGGCCGGGAGCGGCGGCGGCGGCGGCAUCUGCGGCGGCGGGGGGGUCGGCGGCGUCGGCGUCCCGCAAGCGCGCCUCUCCCUCGGGAGGAGUGGAUCCCAUGACCACGCGCCUUCGAUCGGGAGCUAAGAAGGCUCGCCCGUCCCCUCGGGCCCGCAGCGGGAACUCCGACAGGAACGGCCAGAAGGGCGGCGGCGCGGGGUUGGGGGGCGGUUUGUUCAGAUUCGGAGGCGGCGGAGUCGGGGCGGCGGACGAGGAAGGGGGCGGCUGGAGCUGCGCGGUGAUGUAAUUUGACGACCGGGGGGGGGGGGGGGAUGCUGGACGGGUUUGCGUUGCGUGCUGCUUGCUACGGCUUCUGUGUGCCCGUCCGAAGGGGAGAGGGGGAAGCGUUUUGGCGACAGGUUCCUUAGAGUAAUGGCCCGACACGCGUCGUGCGUUGAACAAGAGUGUCGAAAGAAGGACUGGACGAUUUCUGGAAGCAGGCGGGGGGAGUGCUGUGUACGUAGUGUAUGCGGUUAGUCAUAUAGAUUCGGUCGUUGUUGCUGUAGUUAGGUGUAGUUUUAAGGUUUGACACGCAGGGAGAGGGUUGGUUGCUAUCCUUUUUUUUUGUUCCAGCUUCAACCGCGAGCCAGCCUCACUUUUUCCUGAAGCCCGCAUACUAAUGUACAUGCUUGCUUGCUGAUUACCAUGUACAUGCUUGCUGCUUGCCAUAGUCGGUGGUGACCGUUGCACCAUUGCGAAGCGCAAUCUUGCUAUAAUAUCAGGCGGCUUAGCCUUUUCCUUUUUUCAUGUCUGGGUCUAAAGGGCGUUGUGUACGUUUCAAGGAUAUGUUAUUUUUUUUCUACGCACCUCUUCAUUAAGGUGUUCCAUUCCGCGAUCAUUUACCGCGGAUCUGUAAACUUCGGGAUUUGAGCUGUGCCAACUUGAUAUCUCGCUUGUGCUUGCGACUCCCGCCCGUGCCAUGACUUGUAGAAGUAGCAGUAGAACACACCACGCUGUAGCGCCGGAACCUUUUAAGCGGCGCGGAUCAAUCGCGCCCAACAGCAUCCGAGCAGAAGCGGGGGAAAUGCUGGCUUUAAGUGCAUCAAUGGCUUGCAGAGAGUAAGAUACCGUGUCUCGUAAUAAGGUGGUGGGUGCACGGUUCGUCAGAUUGAUCAUGUGUCUCCUGUCGGCUUGGGGAGUUUGGGUGUUGGAUGGGUGACUCAGACAUGCCAGUGAUGCAGCUGCGGCGUGCGUUGCGUCGCGCUACUUCAAUAAUUUAGGAGUUCGGCGCGCGUGUGUGACGCAUUUGGCCGGGGGUGGGGAGGGGGGGGGGGGGCAGGAAGGCUGGAGCAGGAAAUGCGUAUUCCCUUCUUUCGGCGGGCGUUGUUUGUUUGUUUAUUUAUUUUUUGUUUUUUUUGCCGGAGACGGCGUUAACGGGCGGGUUGAGGGAUCGCUUUUCAAGUUACUUUUCCUCUUUUCUGGGACCGGUGUUGAUACCCGCGUCUCUUUAGAUCGAAAUCGCUAAAAGUUUGAUGUU
Molecule: messenger RNA, 1824 nt
Organism: Ectocarpus siliculosus
Lineage: Eukaryota; Phaeophyceae; Ectocarpales; Ectocarpaceae
Source: the annotation of a GenBank genome assembly